AUGAAAAGUGAAAGUAAAAAUAAUUCGUCGAAGAAGAAAUGGAAUACAAUUCGAAUAUUAAUCGCUUUUUGGGUAUUUGGAUUAUGCAACAAUUUCGCAUAUGUAAUUAUGCUAAGUGCAGCUCAGGAUAUUCUCGAACAAGGUCAUGAAAAUGCAACGGCAAAUGUUGAAACAAAAUGUCUUGAAAGAAUAACUGAUCGUCAGUGUGCUAUUAUAACAACAGGUGCAGUUUUAUUGGCUGAUAUCUUGCCGUGUCUUCUUGUCAAAUUAUCAUUCCCAUUUUUCAUGCAAAGGAUACCAUUUGGGGUGCGUCAUCUCAUAGUAUGCUUAUUACAAGCACUCAGUUAUUUGAUUGUUGCAUUUUCCUCGGGAAUUAUUAUAUCUUUAUUAGGGGUGGUAUUUGCGAGUAUUAGUUCGGGUCUCGGUGAAAUAACUUACCUAUCGUUGACACCAUAUUUCAACAAGAAUACCAUCUCAACAUGGUCAUCAGGUACUGGAGGUGCAGGAGUAGUUGGUGCAUUAGCUUACGCCAUUCUAACAGAGCCGCACUUUCUAAAUUUAUCACCGAAAGUAACACUUCUAGUUAUGCUUGUUGUACCAUUGUUAUUUUCCUUAGCAUACUGGUGGUUAUUAGUAUUACCUGAUUCGAUACAUAAAGUAAAUGUUAUGAAGCCUAAUACUUGGAUUGUGCCUAAGACAUACAUGUCUGCAAACUCAUUCAAAGAUACCACCUCAAUUGCGGAAACAAAUGAUAGAAAAUUUUCAUCUGAAAAAGUCAAACAACGCAUACUAUCCUUUAAAGAAAUGUUGCGUACGACACUUACAUUGCUACGAUUUAUGAUACCGCUGAUGCUUGUUUAUAUCGGUGAAUACUUGAUAAAUCAAGGUAUUUUACAGUUGAUCGUUUAUUCAUGUGAUAAAGGAUGGCAUCUUUCACCAUCAAGUCAAUACCGUUGGUAUCAAGUUCUUUAUCAAGUUGGUGUUUUCAUUUCACGAUCUUCGAUAAACAUUAUACUAUUACCUUAUUGGGCUUUAGUACUUCUGCCUAUCCUACAGUUUACGAAUGUGCUGAUCUUUUUCCUAGAAUCGCUCUAUUUUUACAUUCCGCACAUUUGGGUUCUAUUUCUAUUAAUAUUAUUCGAAGGAUUAUUCGGUGGUUCAGCGUAUGUAAACACAUUUUCUCAUAUACACGAUUUUGUGAAACCAGAUGUCCGAGAAUUUGCAUUGUCAAUCAGUUCGCUGGGUGACUCAAUUGGAAUUGUUAUUGCUGGACUUCUUUCCAUUCCGCUUCAUAAUUAUAUAUGUCAGACGAAUGUACCUGUACAUUGA
Molecule: messenger RNA, 1329 nt
Organism: Cercopithifilaria johnstoni
Lineage: Eukaryota; Metazoa; Nematoda; Chromadorea; Rhabditida; Onchocercidae
Source: the annotation of a GenBank genome assembly